AUGAAAACAUUGAGAAAGUUACGGUAUGUAAAAUAUUUUUCUCACGACUUGGUUACAACGAUCGACUCGGUUACUCGACGACUGGGUUACAAGAAAAGUAACUGUAAGGCUGUGAGGAACAUUAUUGACACAUACUAUAAAACACAAUACGCAGAGCCUAUUGCUGACGGCCGAGAUCAUAACCCGAAUCCAUCACAAAUAGACAGUACAAAGGUAAAAGAACAUAUUAUGUCUUUUCGUUCAGUUGUGUCGCAUUAUAGGAGAGUUCAUGCACCAAACCGGAAAUAUUUGCCCUCGGAUAUCAAUAUCCGCAUGAUGUACGACAAUCAUUGUGAGAAAGAGCCUGAAAUAAAUGUGCCCUAUGGAUUUUAUAGGAAUGUCGUAAAUGAGCUUAAAAUAUCCUUCACAAAGCUUGGACACGAGGAAUGUGAAUUGUGUGAAACAUUUUCUAUUCACAACCCUAACGCAGCAAUAAGGCACAGGUAUUGCGAAGAAUGCCAAGAAUAUGAAGAUCAUCACACUAGGUACAUUUCAGCGAGAAAAAAAUAUGAAGAGGAUGUUGAAAGCCAAACGAAGCAAAAAAGUACUGACACCAUAAUAUUUGCAGUUGAUUUAGAAAAGGUGACAAAAGGUAACAUGGAGUUGGCAAAACACUGGGAGUCUUAUGGCACGAAGCUAUUGCAGGGAGAAAAAAAGAAGACAUAA
Parnassius apollo (apollo) is the source of this 705-nucleotide messenger RNA. Lineage: Eukaryota; Metazoa; Arthropoda; Insecta; Lepidoptera; Papilionidae. The record is from the annotation of a GenBank genome assembly.